Molecule: messenger RNA, 462 nt
Organism: Impatiens glandulifera
Lineage: Eukaryota; Viridiplantae; Streptophyta; Magnoliopsida; Ericales; Balsaminaceae
Product: hydrophobic protein RCI2A
Exons: 3
Coding region: 37-201 (54 amino acids)
Cellular component (GO): membrane
Source: RefSeq, a predicted model, not a curated record
AACCAGUUUCUGUAAUCUGAAGAAAAGAAAACAAACAUGUCGACAGCAACUUUUGUAGACAUACUUUUGGCCAUUAUCUUGCCACCUCUUGGUGUGUUCUUGAAAUUCGGUUGCCAGGUGGAGUUUUGGAUAUGUCUUGUGCUCACUUUCCUUGGAUACAUUCCUGGAAUUAUAUAUGCAAUUUUUGUUCUUACCAAGUGAUCUUCGAUCAUAUAACUCUUCAAGUCAGACCAUUUAGGGUUUGGUAUAAAAUGGGACAUAAUAAUAUAUAAUAUUAUUGACAGGUGGGGGAGAUAGGAUGGGGACAACCAUUUUUGGAAGAUCAUCUAUUUUGUUUUCCUUGUAAAGUGGAUAUGAUUUGAAGGAGUUUUACAACUGUCUGUUUUAAUUAUUAAUGGUGGAUAUUUGUUUGUGUUAAUUUGUUUUUAAUUAAAUAUUAAUGUUUGUUGGGUGGUUUCAUUU